CUUGUAUCUGUCUGCAUACUAAGUUUCUCACCGGCUAGAGGUGAAUAUAAAAGAGCCAUCAUCCUUCCGUUUCCAUAAAUCGAUCGAGGUUGAAAGUGCUAUUUUGCGUUUAGGUAGUGUUUAUCGAAGGAGUCUCAUCUGACCCCUGCCGACAAGAUGUACAACCUCUCUUGUGUAGAUGGCCACCACUUCUCGAGCCCGCAUGAUGUUUACGUUCUUGAUAUCCAACGGCUUGGUGCUGGUCUCGGUGCCAUCUCUUCGGACCAGAAACUCAGCCUCUUCAACCCUGCCCGACUGGGCCAAGGCCCUGUUAAGUCGUAUCCGACCAGCCAUGGCAACCUGACGUGCUUCAAGACAUUCGACUGGCAGAACUCAAUCGUCUGUACUGCAGGUGAAAAUGGAGAGGUCUCGGUCUGGGAUAUGAGGGAAUCCUCUAAGCCACAGGUUGCUCACUUUGCAGCCAGUCAAGCGCCCGUUCUUUCCUUGGCCUGUGAUUCUAGGACAAGCACAAUUGCAAUCGGAACAGAGUUUCAAAACCAUGUAGCAUCCGUACUCCUGUGGGACAUCAGAGCCGGUCCGGCACAGAAGCUCCAGUACGACGAAGUUCACAGUGACGACGUGACGGAACUCCGCUUUCACCCCUCUGAGCCGCACGUCCUCCUCUCGGGCUCGACCGACGGGCUGGUUAACAUUUACGACACGCGUAUCUCGGAUGAGGACGAGGUUGUCAUCCAGACGCUAAACCAGGGCUCGGUCCACCACGCCUCCUUCCUCGGCAACACCGAGGUCUACGUGCUAACGCAUGACGAGAAGCUCGCAGUCUACAGUGUCGCCGAGGACCAUGGCUCGGGCGCCGCACUCGUCGACUUUGGCGACGCGAGGGAGAGUCUCGGCUGCCAAUACAUCGCCAACGUGACAACCAAGGUUGACGGCAGUGGCGCCAUCGUUGGUGCUGGCUCGCAAGACCGCCAGGUCUUCGAGUUAGUACACCUGUCGCGUACGACAGAGGGGGGCUGGGGAUUCGACAAAUCGAAUAGUGUCGGUCUGCCCGGCGGCCACGGAGAGGAGCUCGUUCGCUCGUUCUGCUUUUAUGACGAUGAGCAAGUCGUCUUUACUGCAGGAGAAGACGGCAACAUCAAGGCAUGGAGACCCAGCUGAACACCGAAAGACAAAGAACAAGAAAACGGUCGACAGGAGAAAAGAGUUUCGAGCGAAUACUGCUUUUCUUUCUGCCAUGUGAGAUUCUUUUCGCCUGGGUAUCAAUUGUCCUCCC
Messenger RNA from Colletotrichum destructivum, 1273 nucleotides. Its product is annotated as Putative WD repeat-containing protein. NCBI's taxonomy places the organism in Eukaryota, Fungi, Ascomycota, Sordariomycetes, Glomerellales, Glomerellaceae. The transcript is spliced from 5 exons. Bases 157 to 1158 code for a protein of 333 amino acids. Gene Ontology annotation, molecular function: protein binding. The record is from RefSeq and is a predicted model, not a curated record.